CCGCGUCUGUGUCCUGGCUGCGGGAAUCCGGCUUCAUCCUCUCCCGGGAUUGUGCUUACCUAGACCGAGGGGUCUCUCCGGAGCGGGCCCGGGGCUCUGCCAUCCGGGGAGGAGAUGGCUCCUGCAAAGAAGGGCGGCGAGAAGAAGAAGGGCCGUUCUGCCAUCAACGAGGUGGUGACCCGAGAAUACACCAUCAACAUUCACAAGCGUAUCCAUGGAGUGGGUUUCAAGAAGCGUGCUCCUCGGGCACUCAAAGAGAUCCGGAAAUUUGCCAUGAAGGAGAUGGGGACUCCAGAUGUGCGCAUUGAUACCAGGCUCAACAAAGCUGUCUGGGCUAAAGGAAUAAGGAAUGUCCCAUACCGUAUCCGUGUGCGGUUGUCCAGAAAACGUAACGAGGAUGAAGAUUCACCAAACAAGCUCUAUACUUUGGUUACUUAUGUACCUGUUACCACCUUCAAAAAUCUGCAGACAGUCAAUGUGGAUGAGAACUAACUGCUGAUUGUCAAAUAAAGUUAGAAAACCACC
Cynocephalus volans (Philippine flying lemur) is the source of this 525-nucleotide messenger RNA. RefSeq names its product ribosomal protein L31 (gene RPL31). The transcript has 5 exons. Gene Ontology annotation, molecular function: structural constituent of ribosome. Bases 115 to 492 code for a protein of 125 amino acids. Lineage: Eukaryota; Metazoa; Chordata; Mammalia; Dermoptera; Cynocephalidae. The record is from RefSeq and is a predicted model, not a curated record. Gene Ontology annotation, cellular component: cytosolic large ribosomal subunit; ribosome. Gene Ontology annotation, biological process: cytoplasmic translation.